CGCCCGUUCUCAUUUUUCACGGAAAUAAAUCUUUUUAUUAGAACCUCACUCUAUAUGUAUUAAUAAUUAUUUUUCACUCGUUUUUAUUUUAUCCUAAUAAAAAAUUGUUUUUAAAAAAAAAAAAUAUAAGAGCACCCCCUCAAAUUAUUGUCUGGUUCCACCGCUGUGGAACAUCAUUACGUGGCUUUCACAGAAGGUGACGUAAGUUCACGACAACGGCCCAUCGACGUACUUCUUGAAGAUUCCGAGGUCGUCACUUCCUCCAUCCACGUUGACAUCGACGACCGCACAACUGACAAACUCCGCGCCGUCAUUCGGAAUGAGCUGCUCAAGUGCUGCGGCGGCAGGCUGCGGCUGUGGGGAGGAUUCGAACCCAUGGUUUCCUGGAUAGAGACGAAAGUUAGCGACCUUGGCGCGUGCGAAGCGGUGCGCGUGACUGUCAAUCUCACGUUCUACCACAUGUCAUCAGAGAGAGCGAUGAUCCGGGAUACGGCGCCGCAGUUGAUAGAGACCGGAGGAAAUGGAAUGAAACCGGCGAGCGGGUGGUCAAUGGAGGAGAUGUUGAAGAAGUUGGAUCUCGGCGAAGUAGUUGACUGCGGCGGCGGAGAGGAGAGUUGUGCGGUGUGUUUGGAUUGUCUGAAAAGGGAGGAAGAGGAAGUUUUAGGGAUGCCUUGUUCGCAUAGGUGUCACGCCAAAUGCAUCAUCCAAUGGCUGCGCAAAAGUCAUUACUGCCCACUUUGCCGCUUCCGGAUGCCUACUAUAUCACAUUAUUAAUUGUUUGUAAUAAUUUCGAACUCACUUUUCUUGUACUAUACCAAUUCUUCGUGUAUCAAUUUAGUGCAUAUUAUCUGCUUAUUAAUUGAUAUCUCAAUUUCGU
This is a messenger RNA of Cuscuta europaea, 877 nucleotides long. Lineage: Eukaryota; Viridiplantae; Streptophyta; Magnoliopsida; Solanales; Convolvulaceae. The record is from the annotation of a GenBank genome assembly.